GCUGGAGUACAAACCAUGACGCGCUUUUCUCCGGCUCUGUGACACGCUCCCGGCUGCGCUGCUUCCUCUCACACGUCUCCACUUGUUGUAAUCCUGCAGAAACAUGUCAACCAAACCACUGGCCUGUGUCCUACUGCUGUCACUGCUUCACACCUGCUCUCUGACACUGGAGUACGAGGACUACGAGGAUGUCACAGUGAACCAAAUGCUGGCUCCUAAAUCACAUGAAACCGACGCCACGGAAAUACUCAACAAUCUGCUGAAAGAGUACGAUAAGAAACUCAGACCGGAUAUCGGAGUUAAACCAACUGUCAUAGAUGUCGACAUAUUUGUGAACAGCAUUGGACCAGUGUCAUCAAUAAAUAUGGAAUACCAAAUCGACAUCAUCUUUGCCCAGACGUGGAUUGACAGCCGUCUGAGAUACAACAGCACAAUGAAGAUACUGACUCUAAACAGCAAUAUGGUCGGACUUAUUUGGCUGCCAGACACCAUCUUCAGGAACUCCAAGAAUGCGGAUUCGCACUGGAUUACGAUGCCGAACCAGCUGCUCAGAAUAUGGAAUGAUGGGAAAAUACUUUACACCUUAAGACUGACAAUAAACGCAGAAUGCCAGCUUCAGCUACACAACUUUCCCAUGGACGAGCACUCCUGCCCUCUCAUCUUCUCCAGCUAUGGAUACCCACGAGACGAGAUGAUUUACAAGUGGAGGAAGAACUCUGUGGAGGCGUCUGACCAAAGAAACUGGCGUCUCUACCAGUUUGAUUUUAUGGGCCUGAGAAACACUACAGACAUUAUAAAGACUACAGCAGGGGACUAUGUGGUGAUGACGGUGUUCUUUGACCUGAGCAGGAGAAUGGGCUACUUCACCAUCCAGACUUACAUCCCCUGCAUCCUCACCGUGGUCCUCUCCUGGGUGUCCUUCUGGAUCAAAAAGGAAGCCACGCCAGCCAGAACGGCUUUAGGUAUCACCACAGUUCUGACUAUGACUACUCUCAGUACUGUGGCCAGGACGUCAUUACCCAGAGUGUCUUAUGUCACUGCCAUGGACCUGUUUGUCUCUGUCUGCUUCCUGUUUGUCUUCGCUGCUCUGAUGGAGUAUGCAACAUUGAAUUACUACUCAAACAGCGCCAGAAAACUCAGCUGUAUGAAGCCUAAACGACCAAACUACUCUGUCCUGGACGUGCGACCUCCACACACCGUCAUCUCUCUGAACAACUCCAUGUACUGGCAGGACUUUGAGGACGCUUGCGUAUACGAGUGUCUGGAUGGGAAAGACUGCCAGAGCUUCUUCUGCUGCUUCGAGGAGUGCAAAGAAGGUGGAUGGAGAAAAGGACACAUCCACGUAGAUCUACUUGAACUGGAUGCGUACUCACGCGUCUUUUUCCCCACCUCCUUCAUACUCUUCAACGUGGUCUACUGGGUGGGCUAUCUCUACCUUUAGCACUCUGCAGGAGCCUGUUGGGCUUCAAACGGAGUACAGCCCAAUUUAACAGAAGAAAUUCAAGUGUAAUACAAGGUAACACCAAAUUAACUCUUUGUUGUGGCACCUGGAAACCAGCGUGUGUCAGCAGGCCUGUGCCAAACAGGGCGGCAGCGAGGACAUGAUGGACUGUCUUCUAUGACAAUACAUAGACAAAGAAGGACUCCUAACUUCUCAGUCAGGGGGAUGACUUGUGAUGUAGGGAAUGUGAAGACACGUUAUUAUCCAGCCAUCAGUCAAAUCCAGUUGAUGAAACUCCAAUGACACUCAAACCAUUCAUAGUGCCUUCCUCUGGAGGGGUAGAUACUAUCUGCUAAAAUAAUCAGGGAGACAUUAUUUAUAAAGUGAUAAUUAAAAGAGCCUGGCUUUGACUGAUCACAGCUUCUCUCAUUCAGAGCUUUGAGAUACAUUUAUAAAAACAGGCAUUUUUUAUAAGAACAACAUGAAGAAACAAUGACUUCAUUCUGACUCUCAUCCAUUAGACAUGACUCAUUCCUCCUGCUUGCAACAAUACUACUGCUUAUACACAAUAAAUAAAUUGUUUCCAGGGAAGAGUAAGAUCUGAACAGCAGAAGUAAUCAUUUUAGCUGUACUGGCACAUUUUCGUGAAGUCAAUGUUUAAAUUGCUGUUUAUAUUGUGUUUAUGUAGUGAUCGAGCUGGGACUAAUCUCUCACCGAGCUGUCCACAGUGUGAACCCAGAGGCUACAGUUAUUAUGGGGAUGUCCUUUUAAUUGUCAUGAGAAGUGGCAACGAGCACAGAACACCAACCUUGUGCCCAUUUUCAAUAAGAUGAUUUUGAAAAUACCUUUCUUUUCCCAUGUCAAUGCUUUAGGUUUCAGAGUUUGUACAGUUAUGGGCCAAAUCUUGUGCUAUGUGCAAACAUAAAAAUUGGAGUUGUGUGUGGAGUCUGUUGACUGCAUUGUUUCACAGUUAAAGAUGAAACACCCUCAGAAUGAAGGCAGCCAAGCACAUUAUUCAACUGUUAUUUUCCCUAGAUACCACACAUGUUCAUGGCAUGGUUAUAUGUUGCACAGCAGCUUUGGCGGAGUUCUUAGCACAUUAAAGUGAAUAGACAUAGAAUAGAGUUUUCUGCUUUCUAAAAAAAACUACAGUUUUAAAACACAAUUGCUGAAUAGGACGCUCAAAUUAAAUAUAAUGGGUGUUAUUUGUGCAUCAACUCAGGCAGAAAUAUAAUAAUCCCAUUCAUCUCUGUUUGUCUGUUGACUCUUGUUUGCAUGCAAUAGACAAGUACCCAUUGCCAUUCAUUAAGCUCUAAUACGUCUGGAGACAGACUUACAAUUUGAAUGCGGACUGUCUGUUUCCUGAUUUGAUUUCCCUGUGUUUAGGAUUGGCAUUAGCAACCGAUGAACUGCCUUAGCGUAGCCUGCCCACAGCCGAGAAGAGCAGCAGAUAUUUACCUCUCGUACAAACCUCAGCAUGGUGAAGACCUCACUUCAGCAAAGGCCACUUCUUUGCCUUGGGCAGAAUACUUAAGUAGGACUUUUUAUACCCCCGUUUUUUUUAGCUCUUUUGUUUGUAUGAUUAGAUAUGCUAUCAAUGUGCCAAAUAUAUUAC
Molecule: messenger RNA, 3056 nt
Organism: Platichthys flesus (European flounder)
Lineage: Eukaryota; Metazoa; Chordata; Actinopteri; Pleuronectiformes; Pleuronectidae
Product: gamma-aminobutyric acid receptor subunit gamma-3
Exons: 9
Coding region: 104-1441 (445 amino acids)
Biological process (GO): synaptic transmission, GABAergic; monoatomic ion transmembrane transport; chloride transport
Cellular component (GO): synapse; dendrite membrane; postsynapse
Molecular function (GO): GABA-gated chloride ion channel activity; benzodiazepine receptor activity; GABA-A receptor activity
Source: RefSeq, a predicted model, not a curated record